GAUGCCAAUUCCGGACGGUCCUUGACCAACAACAACCGUGUCUGUGACCCUCUCUGGACUCAUUCUUCCUUCUCACCCUCCUUUCUUACCACCUUGUCCGGCCAAAGUUAUUUUUUCCCCCUCCUUCUUUCUUAAUACAACUUCUAGACACUGCGCGUGCAACCAUCAUGUUCUCAUUAGAUUGGAGGGGCCUCAUCCUCCCCAUCGCCUACGUGCUAGUCCUAGGCGGCACCUUCGUUACCUUCUCCAGCGUUUACAGGAAGCGCAAAGCUUCGCAAAAGGCAAACCUCGAGCCAUGGUUCGGCCCACACCUACAGCGAAACAUCUAUCUAUCGCUCCUCCAUAUGGAGCCUGAGGACGGCCAGGAGAAGGCCCCCAAAGUUCCCGAGAGCAUACUCCGCGCCGCUCUGAUCCGCCGCGCCGUCGAGGACAUCCACCGCAUCAUACAGAUCCGCACAGCGAAGCAGGCUUGCUCGAACCUGCUGGCAAAGGGUAGCGUCGGUGACGACCUGUGGCAGCGCUUCACGCGCGCCGAGAGCGAGAUGGAGGCUGAGCUGCGUGAUGUUGUGAUGGAGGCUAACGGCCUUGCACCUAACUGGGGACAAACCAUCUUCCAAACCGCCAACGAGAUCGCCGCCAACACCAUGUUCCACGACAAGAUUGACGAGAUCCAGUCCAAGACGCAAGCCGAGACCGAGUGGUGGGAGAAGCGCCGCGCAGCCAUCUCCUCGGAUUUCAUGAAGGAGCUCGAGCAGGAGGAUGCCGGUACGCCAGCCGAGAGGCCAACAUCAUCAAGCGGCGGGGGCAAGAAGAAGAAGGGGAAGAAAUAG
Cryphonectria parasitica EP155 is the source of this 830-nucleotide messenger RNA. RefSeq lists its product as uncharacterized. The record is from RefSeq and is a predicted model, not a curated record. Gene Ontology annotation, cellular component: Sec62/Sec63 complex. Lineage: Eukaryota; Fungi; Ascomycota; Sordariomycetes; Diaporthales; Cryphonectriaceae. The coding region runs from base 168 to 830 and encodes 220 amino acids. Gene Ontology annotation, biological process: post-translational protein targeting to membrane, translocation. The transcript has 4 exons.